CUCGGCUCUGAUUGGUCAAUUUGGGGACCAGGAAAUGAAACAUUGAUGGUUUCCCUUCAUCAGUCUGUGGAUGCUCAAGUGCCUGUGUGCACAGCUUUUUGGCAAUAACUCCUGUAUUUUUUGAGGAGGGGGGACCUACCAACUGUCAACAUGUCGAGCAAACGGGCCAAGGGGAAGAACACCAAGAAGCGUCCUCAGCGCGCCACCUCCAAUGUGUUUGCUAUGUUUGAUCAGUCGCAAAUCCAGGAGUUUAAGGAGGCUUUCAACAUGAUUGACCAAAACAGGGAUGGUUUCAUUGACAAAGAAGACCUCCAUGACAUGCUGGCCUCAUUAGGUAAGAACCCCACAGACGAAUACCUGGAGGCGAUGAUGAAUGAAGCGCCGGGUCCAAUCAACUUUACGAUGUUUCUGACCAUGUUUGGAGAGAAGCUGAACGGCACAGACCCUGAAGAUGUGAUCCGUAACGCUUUUGCCUGCUUCGACGAGGAAGGCACAGGCAUGAUCCAGGAGGAGUACCUGCGGGAGCUGCUCACUACGAUGGGUGACAGGUUUACAGAUGAAGAAGUGGACGAGCUCUUCCGUGAGGCCCCAAUUGACAAGAAAGGCAACUUCAACUAUGUAGCAUUCACGCGCAUUUUAAAGCACGGAGCAAAGGACAAAGAUGAUUAGUGACCGAGGUGUCACUGGAUGAGGUUUAUUCAGUACAUCCUGUGUAUAGGUUUCCAUUUGGCUUGUGACAAAGCUUCACAGUGGUAUAGCCUUUUUUUGGUUGGACCAUACCUCUGGACCCCCCUCCAACCCCUCAACCCCACUCUUAAAGCUCAUUUGCACAUCUGUGAUAACACCACUAAGGGUCUGUAUAAGCUAGCAAAGAUGCAUGUAAAGACCCAAUGGAUAAAGCUGGAAAUAAACUGAAAAAAGGUCUGAC
Molecule: messenger RNA, 928 nt
Organism: Xiphias gladius (swordfish)
Lineage: Eukaryota; Metazoa; Chordata; Actinopteri; Istiophoriformes; Xiphiidae
Gene: myl12.2
Product: myosin, light chain 12, genome duplicate 2
Exons: 4
Coding region: 151-669 (172 amino acids)
Cellular component (GO): cytoplasm
Molecular function (GO): calcium ion binding
Source: RefSeq, a predicted model, not a curated record